AUGAGGGGGCCAAGAAGAAUCGGUGGUGGCCUACCGAGCGGGAAAAAGCUGGACUGCUGCCAGAAGGUGCGUCAAGCUCGAGGAGUAUUGCUGGUGUACUUGAGCAUCUGUGCAUUGCUGCCCGGCGCUAUUUUCACCGCAUCAGCACACGUACGCGUGACAUCCAACGAAAAUGCACAGCGGCAUGUAAACGAUGCCAGUAAUAAUUUGAUGGAGGAUCUGCCCGUUUUCGAGCCGACAGCGGCGAAUGUCAGUGCAUUUGUAGGACAAACCGCAUAUCUACCGUGCCGCGUGCGAAAUUUGGGCGACAAAGUAGUUUCUUGGAUGAGGAGCAGGGACCUCCAUAUUCUUACUUCGGGAAAUUUUUCGUUCAGCUCAGAUGCGCGAUUCGGACCUCAGCACACCCAAGGCAGCGACGCCUGGACUCUCAGGCUGGAUAACGCCAGGAAGACGGAUUCUGGCAAGUACGAGUGCCAGGUCAAUACGGAACCGAAGAUCAUGUAUGCAGUGCAGCUCUCUGUGCGAGAUCCAGACAAACCGGAGGGUUAUGACGAGCCGCAUUCUCAGCAAACACGUAUAAGCUAUGAGAGUACAGCGCCGGUGGCAGACAUAAUGGGUCCUCGGGAGCAAAGGGUGCCAUCGGGCUCGACGAUCACCCUGAGGUGCGUCAUAUUGUCGCCGUAUCAGACCCGUCCCAUCAGGGGUGUACAAUGGCUUCGGGAUAACAAACUCCUAACAUUCCAGGCAGCGCGCGGAGGGAUAAAUGUAGAGACCGAAAAGGGUGCGGCACGUACAGUAUCCGUGUUGACUUUGGCGGCGGUGACUCAAGAUGACGUCGGGAACUAUUCAUGCAGGCCGACGGAGGGUCGAUCAGCCACUGUCAGCUUAGUCGUUGAGGAAGGUUAG
Messenger RNA from Cyphomyrmex costatus, 906 nucleotides. Its product is annotated as hemicentin-1. Lineage: Eukaryota; Metazoa; Arthropoda; Insecta; Hymenoptera; Formicidae. The record is from RefSeq and is a predicted model, not a curated record. Gene Ontology annotation, biological process: synapse organization. Gene Ontology annotation, cellular component: neuron projection membrane. The transcript has 6 exons. Bases 1 to 906 code for a protein of 301 amino acids.